UCUGUUGUUCAGUACGAAUUGAAGGAGCCCACACCGACAAUACGUUACAGAUAGAUUAUCUACAAUGAUAUCCACAACACUCUAACCAUCCCUGAUAUAUAUAACGAUAUUCGUGACUGUUAUUUGCGAGUCUCCGACAUACGGAGGUUUGUUUUCUAGUCAACCAUGCUAACAUUGCUAGCUAACUAGCCAGCGUCUCGUCGCCUCCUCUUCACCUCCAUGGCUUUCUGCUGUUGAGCCUGUCAGGCUUGUGCUUGAGGCAGCGAGGCUAACAAAUUAAUGCCAUCAGCCAGGAACUCCGGUCAUACUAUGAGCGGGGCGAGUUGCAAAGCUAACGGCGCCGUGUACCCCGCCUCGUCGGCGAUGAUGAACUCCGUGAAGAAGCCGAAGAUGGAGCAGAUCCAGGCCGACCAUGAGCUCUUCCUGCAGGCCUUUGAAAAACCAACUCAGAUAUACAGAUUCCUUCGCACAAGGAAUUUGAUUGCACCCAUAUUUUUGCACAGGACGCUGACCUUCAUGUCUCACAGAAACGGACGAUCAAACGCCAGAAGGAAAACAUUCAAAGUGGAUGCUAUGUUGCAGACAGUCGAGCGGGUGAAAGGAGAGCAGGAUUCUCUAAGUUUGUCAUCACAUCUACAGUUAACCUUCACUGGGUUCUUCCAUAAGGAUGAAAAGCCAUCUCAGAAUUCCGAAAAUGAACAAAAUUCUGUGUCCUUAGAGGUGCUACUUGUCAAAGUCUGCCAUAAAAAACGCAAGGAUGUCAGUUGCCCGAUAAAGCAAGUGCCUACAGGUAAAAAGCAGGUGCCUUUGAAUCCUGACGGUAACCAAACCAAGCAUGGAUCCUACCCUUCCUUACUGGUCUCCAGCAACGAGUUUGAGCCCAGCAACAGCCACACGGUCAAGUCCUACUCGCUCCUCUUCAGGGUGUCGCGCACAGGGCGGAGGGACGCUGUUGGUCUGGUCAAUGGAGAGGCCAACGAGAACAUUGAUGUAAUAGAUACUCCCAGUAGGAAGAAGAGGAGUUUAUCUCAUAGAGAGGAGGGCGAGACCACGGAGACCUUCGUUGCACAGAUGACCGUCUUUGAUAAGAAUAGGAGGUUACAGCUGCUGGACGGGGAGUACGAGGUGUCGAUGCAAGGGAUGGAGGACAGUCCCGUCAGCAAGAAGCGAGCUACGUGGGAAACCAUUCUGGAUGGAAAGAGACUGCCGCCGUUUGAGACAUUUUCUCAGGGACCCACAUUGCAGUUCAUGCUGCGUUGGACCGGAGACGCUAGCGGGAAGUCCACUGCCCCCGUGGCGAAGCCCCUCGCUACGCGCAACUCUGACAGCUCAGGCCCCAUGGAGACCAGAACCAGCAACCACAGAGCCGCCCUCAUGAUGAAAGAGUCGGUGAGUACAGACAUUCAGACGAGGAAAGAGCAGGUCCUGUGUGAGCCGCGACAGAAGCUCCGUAUAUUUUAUCAGUUCUUGUACAACAAUAACACGCGGCAGCAAACAGAGGCAAGAGAUGAUCUUCACUGUCCCUGGUGUACCCUGAAUUGCAGCAAACUCUACAGCCUGCUCAAACACCUCAAACUCUCCCACUCCCGCUUCAUCUUCAAUUAUGUGCCUCACCCCAAAGGAGCCAGGAUAGACGUGUCCAUCAACGAGUGCUAUGACGGGUCUUACGUUGGCAACCCUCAGGACAUCCACAGCCAACCUGGCUUCGCUUUCAGCCGCAACGGCCCCGUGAAGAGGACCGCUGUAACUCACGUCCUGGUUUGCAGGCCCAAGAGGACCAAACCGAGUCUGUCCGAGUUCCUGGAGACUGAGGACGGAGAGUUGGAGCAGCAGAGGACGUACGUCAGUGGACACAACCGCCUCUACUUCCACAGCGACAGCUGCAUGCCGCUGCGGCCCCAGGAGAUGGAGGAGGACAGCGAGGACGAGAGGGACCCGGAGUGGCUGAGAGAGAAGACUGGCACGCAACUGGAUGACUUCACCGACGUCAACGAGGGAGAGAAGGAAGUGAUGAAGCUGUGGAACCUACAUGUCAUGAAGUACGGUUUCAUCGCGGACAACCAGAUGAAUCAGGCCAUCAUGCUCUUUGCGGAGAACGUCGGCGCUCACAUCGUCCGUCGCAACCUCUGCCGCAACUUCCUGCUGCAUCUCGUCAGCAUGCACGACUUCAACCUGGUGAGCACCGCCACCAUCGACCGCGCCAUGGCCCGCCUGCGGCAGAUCCAGCAAGAGCUCCCGGCCGCCGACGCGGAGCAGGACCAGGCUCUGGUUUCAGCGGCGGCCUGCAACGGCAACGCCGUCAGCUCCACGGGGGGGAAGCAGGGCAAGAGGACAAAAAGCUCACUAACGGACUGAUGUUGGAGGGAUGGAACAACGAUUGUUGUGUUUUUGUUUUGGUAGGUUUUUUUCUUUUCUUUUUUCUCCCUUGAGUGAACAUUACCAACCGUUUGGCGCUUCGGUCGGUGCAGGAGCUGAAGGGUCCGACCUGGAGCGGACUAGUACACAAGGUAGUACAAGUUUCCGGAAUGUGAGAACUGAACCAAAUAUGAAUAUAAAAAUGAAGCAACGACGUCUGCACGAAUCAAGAAUUUGAGGGCUGGCGAGUGCGAGUGGAGCCGUAGGAGCUGCUGCAGAGAACAAAUGGAGUCCAGCGGUGUGGCACUUUGGUACGUCCGCGUUAGAGACCGCUGCAUCCGGACCACAGUUCAAAUGUACUGGUAAUGUCACUUAUGAUUAUUUGUACACAAUAACCUUGUGGAGAUCUUCUCCUUUUAGCUGGUUUAUUUUUAGCACAUGGUGUGUUUGUAUUUUAGAAGGCUUACCUUUUUUUUUUUUUUUUACAUUGUUUUUAUUCAUGCUGUUUCCUCUGGUGUCAGUGGGUUUGACAUCACUGUGGUGAAUGACCGAUCGUACGGCUACACUCGUGUCUCGCGUGUGUCGGGACCCCCAACGGGUUGUGCUGGUAGAUUGCCAUGACAAGCGAUGUACUGUAAGCCUCGGAUCCCCAACAAGAGCAUCAUUUCUGUCUGGGUUUGUGCUAAAACAAAAACCCUACUACUCAACCCUAAGCCUUUCGGCCUGCAUUGAUCACAGCUCAAGGCAAACCAGGAAAUAACUUUUUUUCCAAAUGAUUUACCGUAACAAAAACCAGCACCCCCCCCCUCCUCCCGCGCAGAGUGCACAGCAUGUUAAGAUCACCUUCACGUUUAAUUUCACUUUGAGGUUCGACCAAGUUGCAAUCACAAGUGCUUAGUUUUGUUUUUUCCUCUGACAUGUGUUUUGAGUACCAGAAGCUUUGACCGAAUUGUGUUUACGUGUAAUCGCAUCAAAUGUUGAGCCGUGCCCCGUCGUGACUCCCAACAAUAAACAGAUUGCUGUUUUUCUCUCAUAGCAAAAUGCUGUUUAUUAGAUGGAUGGCUUACAGGUCCAAGUCAGUUAUUCUGUCUGUCCUGUUAAGUGCAGUUUAUGCCAAAGGUGAAUAUUUUCACCAGUCUCUUGGUUCUGUAUAUUGUUUAGAAUAUUUACUUGUGUUCAUUCCAUUUGUAAUUUCAUCUGACUUUCCUUGUGAACGACCAAAUUAACAUUUUUCCUUCCUCCCUUUUUUUCAUUCAAGGUUUUGUGUCCAUCUGGACUAAGGGAGACACAUUCACUGUUAUCAAAACAACCAGUAACUGUACACUCUGGCUAGGGGGACUUUUAUAUUUAAAAAGAAAUAAAAUUAAUUUGUCCUUA
This is a messenger RNA of Gasterosteus aculeatus aculeatus (three-spined stickleback), 3732 nucleotides long. It is a transcript of the gene suz12b, whose product is annotated as SUZ12 polycomb repressive complex 2 subunit b. The record is from RefSeq and is a predicted model, not a curated record. Gene Ontology annotation, cellular component: RSC-type complex; ESC/E(Z) complex; nucleus. Gene Ontology annotation, molecular function: chromatin DNA binding. Lineage: Eukaryota; Metazoa; Chordata; Actinopteri; Perciformes; Gasterosteidae.